AUGUGUAAAGUUGAAAAUAAAUGCAAGAUUCUAAAACCACGCAAACUUGACCUCGUUAAACGCCUUCUCAUUGAGUAUUUCCUGGCGACGCCGGCCAUCUUCGAAAUUCUACCGAUGGCUAUAGAUUACAGUACACCAUCGUCGCCGGGAUGUCAACCUCGAAACCUUCCGUGUUUAACCGCACACUUUGUUGGAAGAGACGCGGACGUAGAACAAAUCCUAGAGAAACUGCGGACCUUCCGUAUGGUUGUUCUUCUAUCUAUCCCAGGAAAGGGGAAGACUGAAGUGGGAGUCUGCGUAAGUCGCGUGUUAAAGCAAGAGUGUUACCAUUUUGUUACACAUAUUCGAGUAGAGAGUUAUCAUCAGAAACUCGAAGACGUCUGCAGAGAGAUUCUUGGUCGAUUAAGUAGUCGUCCUUGGUCGCCAACCGCUGAUUUUGUGUCUAUUACGAAGCGUAAACUAUCGGAGCGAAAUAUCCCAACUGUCAUAGUACUAGACAACACAGAGAAUAUACAGGGUGAGGAAUUUGACGAAUUUGCUGAAUGGCUGGUGAAAUCUGCCCCGAAUGUACAGUUUAUAAUUACGUAUUCCUAUCGAUUGUGUGGUGAUCAUCAAAAAGCAAUCGACAUUUGGAAAGAGAACACUUUGCCAGUUUACAAAGAGCAGCUUGGUAACCACCCCUGGACAGCUUCGAUUUUGUCCUACAUCGCUGACUCGUACAAGACCCUUGCAGUUGGAAGCUCUGAGCAAGGUUACAUCGACCAGGCCGAAAUGUACUUCAGAGAAGCUCUAGGGCUACGAAAGAAGCUGUUAGGAGAUCAUCAGGAUACAGCUCGAUCGCGCGUUCAGCUAAGCGAUGUUUUAGUCCUUCAAGGACAAUUCGAGAAGGCCCUGAAAAAGCUCAAUAAGGCCUUUGUAAUUCAAAACGAUAUUCUGGGUCCUGAACACAGGAUCACGAGGAACACUGUGGAGAAACAGAGAGUUCAGGAAAAAACGCAGUCCACUCGAUCGCUGAAUAUUUCGCUACCCGCCAGAAACUACCCGGAGUUUAACGCUUUCUUAAAUCAAAUUGCUGACGAAAUAACAAAAGAAGAGUUGGAGCAAAUGAAAUUUCUCUGUCUCCGACAAAACAACGAUAAUUACUUGCCACGAGGAGAGCUCCAAGCCAUCAAGAGCCAACGCGAGUUUUUGAGCUUCUUGCGCCAACACGAUAGAAUCUGCCCAGAAGACGUGUCCUAUUUGGUAUGGCUUCUGAGAAACGUCGAUUGCAUUAGGCUAGCCGAAUUGAUUGAGAAUCAAGUUGAUGGCUGUAGCGAGGAACAUUCCAAGGAACUUGCUAAACUUUGUGGUGGGAUACCACUCCUUCUUGUGACUUGCUCUGACUCGCUGAAUAAUGGUUUUAGUCCCGAGAGAUUAAUCCACUACCUUAGGAAUAAUCCCAUACAACUUAUCAAGACUAGUGCGAACCAUGUUUAUAAGACGCUGGAAGUGUUUUUCAGGAAUUUUUCCAAUGAGGUAAUACAGAAUCUUGUCCUUUUUUCUGUUUUCCCGUCGGAGUUCUCAGCUCACGACAUUCAGUUUCUUUUUAAAGAUCCUUUACACUGUGAAACAGUGAAGACCAGGAUGGUCAAGUAUGCUCUCCUUCAGAGGGACGCCGACGGAAAAAUGAGAAUGCAUCCUUUGGUCCAAGCCUACUUCCGAACAGAGAAAGAAUCUCUAGGCAUGGGUGAACCAUGGCGCGCCACUCAGUAUAAAUUUAAUCAUCAUUACCUUGAUCUGCUAAGAGACUUGAGUAGAGAGUUUAUCAGCAAAGAUUCAGCUUUGGUUGCCAUUCAGAAGUUUCGACAGCACAAAGCGAAUAUCAUGGAAGCGCUGAAGAAUUGUCUCGAAGACUCUAGCGAUUCAGAUGACAAAAAUUUUGUUCUAGACGUCGUUAACAGUACAGAAGUGCUGGAUUUUGUGGCAAAAGUUUUAACUCCCCCCAAAGAGUGCACAAUGCUGUACCAGAAAUGCUGUGAGAUUGCUAAAACAUCCGGCGAUAAGAAGAAACAUGCAGAGAGCUUGAAUUCACUCGGAUUCCGUCGUCUCUGUGACGACGAGCUGAUUCACACUCACCAAACCAUGUCAAUAGCUCUUCGAGGUCAUAGAAGAACUAACGAGGUAGAAGAUGAAAUGAAUCGAGUGGGAGAGGGUGUGAAAAAGGUCGAUUUGGGAGAGGCUCUUCUAGAAAAACUGAAGAUCCCGAAGAACGAGGGUAAUGGGUUGAAUAUUCCCCAG
Messenger RNA from Stylophora pistillata, 2277 nucleotides. RefSeq lists its product as uncharacterized. Gene Ontology annotation, molecular function: protein binding; ADP binding. The record is from RefSeq and is a predicted model, not a curated record. NCBI's taxonomy places the organism in Eukaryota, Metazoa, Cnidaria, Anthozoa, Scleractinia, Pocilloporidae. Gene Ontology annotation, biological process: regulation of apoptotic process.